GGCGUCGACAGGAGGCGUGUAGAGCUUGCUGACGCCCUGGAACGGCAAUUCGAUUCAUAGCUUUCCGCGACGUGGCUGCGAGAUGGCUGCCAGCGCAGCUCAGGUGAGAGAAGAGGAGCCAAGCGAGGCACGCAGAUCACGGCGUCAGUCGGCUGUGGCGGGCUGUCGUUGAUUGUGUUGUUUGUCAUGCCAAUAUCUCUGCAGACGUCGAUGGCUGCGAUGCGGGAGCAGCUGCUGGCGGGGAUAGAAACCUAUCAGACCAAUCAGGCGAAUGUACCUAACCGACACACUCGCUCGCUCACUCACUCAUUCGGUGCAUCGCUCAUUGCUUGCUUGGUGUUGUUUGUGUGUGACGCUCAGGUCAACAGUUGCAUUGACCGAUUUUCUCAGAUGGACACCGCUGCGGUGUCACCACUGGUGCGGGCAGACUGCCAAGCACACACACACCGCACAAUCACAGCACAAAGGCCUCUGUGUCAUCUGUGCUUCACUCGUUCAUGCAUUCAUUCGUUCACCAGAUGAUGUCCAACGUCAUUUGGCAUCUCGUCGCUGCAUCGGCCCGACUGGCCCAGCUGGCGGACAGCAUGUACUCGACCAUCGCACUCACAACACAUACCUGCACACAGGUGAGAGAGUGACGCAAACACACAGACACACCGACAUGAGACCAGACACACAGCUCCAUGUCUUCCUGUGUGUCAUCAGGCUCAACGGUGGCAUGUGACUGACAUGCCCGCCGAGCCCAUGCGCAUCAUCAUUGCCCUGUCUGACGUCACCACCAUUGCCCGCUUCAGCUCGACAGCACGCCCCAUCACCGCUGCCCUCCGGCCCAUCGUCCGCCGCUUUCGCCUGUCGAAGGCCGUCGAGGUGGCGGGUCUGAGUGGUGUGGUGCGGUUUGACACUCAGCUGGACCACGGCGAUGUGAUGAAGGCCAUGUGGAUGGUGGAGAAGGGGGGUGAGGGCGAGUGGAAAGAGGCGGGCGAGGCACUUAGAUUCGCUGAGCACUGCGGCUAUUGCCAGCUGCCCAUCACUGUGAGCGCUGAAGAUCUGCAGACACACGCCACCAAAGCGGUAAACACGACACACAGAACAGGCAAUGGGUGAGCUGCUGGAUGUGGGUGCGUGUAUGUGUGUGUGUGCAGGACUACUCAUCGCUGCCCCGCUUCUGUGCCCAGUGGAUGGUCGUCGGUCGCCAGGUGGCCCUCCGUCGCCCCACCGGCCAGCAGGACGGCACUCUCCAGCUGUUCCGCCACAACAACGAGAUCCGGAUCAUCCGCAACCAGCCCAACUUCGCCAUCACCACCAACCCGCCCCUCCCCCUCCCCAGCCGCCCCACCCAUCCCUUCUCGCAGCACCCCUUCACCCACCACGCCAAGCCACACGACCCGCCAGUCCGCCACAGCAUCGUGUGGCAGCAUGGUGUGGGCUGGACGGCGGCUGGUGCCAACAACGUUCACGCGUCAGCGAGUUCCAUGUUGAAGAGGCUGCUGCGGGUUCACCGUGUGUUGGCUGUGGGCGGCUUCACCCAGUCGCCAGCAGUGGUGGUGGACCGGUAAGUGGAUGGACGGCACUCAAUGAGAGGGCAAAUCGCUAUGUGGUGCGCUAUUGAUGUGUGUGUCAGGAGUGCGCGUGGUGGCCACCUCGACCGCAUCAUGACUCGAUCGCCACAUACACCCCUCAAUGGAUGCUCGGAAGCGCUGACGUGCGAGGGGGCCAAUGGGCGGUGUGUGCAGCUGCAUGCGUUGACGACGUCGGACGACCCAUUCAUCUCAUGGAUUCCCUUCGGCAUCCCCCCAGGCAACAGCCAGGACGGUACGCAUACACAGUGACAACACAUCCAUGCUGUCGUGUCGUCGGAUCAUCCGCUCCUCUCUUGUCUGCAUGCAGUGCUCGUCAGCAUUCUCACCAGCGAGGCGCCAGCAGCAGGUGUCCCUCAGGACGCGCCCUUCGCACAGCGAUUCCCCUUGACGGCCGCGAAGGCGCGCCGUGUCCUCGGCCCCAUCGCCCCUAUCGUCCUGGACGGCCAGGCACCAUAGUCACACAGGUGGCUGGCUGGAUGGCUUCAAGGAAAGACACACAAGUAGCUGACUGCUUGGCGGGGCGGGGUUAGGCGAGCGGACUGGGUGUCUGUUUGUGUGAGCAUUGUAUCUGUUGGCUGCAUGUCUGCAUGCCAAUAUAUGACAAUGACGAUGGACCCAUCCGUGGAAGCGUGUGUGCGCAGACAGAUGAAUGCGCGCGUGUGUGUGUAUGCGGGAACGAAUUGGUG
Messenger RNA from Vitrella brassicaformis, 2266 nucleotides. NCBI's taxonomy places the organism in Eukaryota, Vitrellaceae. The record is from the annotation of a GenBank genome assembly.